Molecule: messenger RNA, 1553 nt
Organism: Acanthocheilonema viteae
Lineage: Eukaryota; Metazoa; Nematoda; Chromadorea; Rhabditida; Onchocercidae
Source: the annotation of a GenBank genome assembly
GCAUGAAAAGUUCCAAUACCUUUCCGUUAUGGUCAUUACGAAGUGUACGACUUCGUAUUAUUCUACUUCUUGCGGCUGCGCUUUGUAUCGAAGGUUUAAUGCGUAGCAAUAUGAAUAUGGCAAUGGUAUGUAUGGUGAAUUUAACUGCUGUUAUGCAGUUUGAACAAUCAUUUACCGCUCAAAAGCCGGAAGAGUCGCUAGUGAACCAUACUUACAGCAUUUUGCGAAAUUCAUGUGCCAAAAUAUUUGAACGUAAACGAAGUUACAAUGGUGAAUUGCUGUGGACAAGUGAAGAACAGGCAUGGAUUUUUGCUGCAUUUUACGUUGGUGGUCUGAUUGUUCUCUUUCCAGGAAGUUACCUAUGCGACUGGAUAGGACCAGCUCAUACGGUACAAAGUGGGGCAAUUAUUAAUAUUAUCGGUUCAAUAACUACGCCUUAUAUUUCACGCAAAGUUGGUGUCAUGGGCAUAAUUGUCAUACGGUUUUUGAUGGGUUGUGGCCAAGGUGUACUGAUGCCAUGCAUGAAUGUACUUAUUGCUUAUUGGUUUCCGUUAUCGGAAAAAAGUACGGCUGUUGCCUUAGCAACUACUGGUAAUCAGUUAUCCAUAAUUUUUGCAAUGUUCAUCACAGCAGAACUCUGCCAGAUGUCACUUUUUGGUGGUUGGCCAGCUGCAUUUUAUCUCUAUAGCUUAUUAGGCAUUGGUUUGUGUUUUGGAUGGUUUAUAGUGGUUAAGGAUGUACCAACUAGUGUGAAACAUAUCACAGAUACUGAACUGACUUAUAUCACUGGUUCGGCACAAGGACGUGGUCAGAAACGCGUAAUUCCUGUGAAUGUUCCAUGGCGAAAAAUAUUAUCGUCAACUGCUGUUUGGUCUACGGCAUUAAGUUCAUUUUGUCACUCAUUCGUAGUUGUUGGUACCGUGACUUACUUACCUCUCUAUUAUCGCACUAUACUUAGUAUGGAUCUCACUUCUAACGGUGUACUUUCGGCAUUGCCUUUCAUUUGUCAGUUAGUAAGUAAAUUGGCAUUUGCGGGUCUCGCAGACAAAGCAAAGGAAGUCGGGUUUUCUCCAAAUCAGGUUACAAAGAUGUGCAAUUUAUGCGCAUCACUUGGUGGAGCAUGCUGCUUUACUGCAUUAAUAUUUUUUGACUGCAGUCAUCGGAAUAAGGCAGUAUUUUUCAUCUGUUUGGCCAUGGGUAUUUUAUCUGGCUUUGUUCCAGGAUAUAAUACCAGUAUUGUAUGUAUUGCUCCAAAAUAUACAUCAUCAGUGACUUCAUUCUGUAGACUUUGGGGAACAGUUGGUUCCAUCACCUCACCUUAUAUUAUUGGAAUGAUCACCAUAAAGAGUGUUAUGUCAGAAUGGCGUACAGUGUUUAUAAUUAUGAUAUGCGUGUUAACAUUGACCGGUGUAAUUUUUCAAUUAUUUGGUACAGUAAACGAACAGGAAUGGGCCCAAGAUGCAUCCGGUGUUACAAUCCUAAAUUACAUGAAUUCACUGAAUGAAAAAGAAACAGACAGGGCACUGAAAGUAGAGUUGGAAAAAGGUGUUUAG